Molecule: messenger RNA, 1676 nt
Organism: Heterobasidion irregulare TC 32-1
Lineage: Eukaryota; Fungi; Basidiomycota; Agaricomycetes; Russulales; Bondarzewiaceae
Product: serine protease S10
Exons: 16
Coding region: 54-1598 (514 amino acids)
Biological process (GO): proteolysis
Molecular function (GO): serine-type carboxypeptidase activity
Source: RefSeq, a predicted model, not a curated record
AAAUACCUAAGGCCAUCGACGUGUCGCCAGGUCUCCUUCCUUCGCGCUCACCCAUGGCUCCCCUCACGUCUCUCUUGGUGGGCACUCUCGCUCUCGUGACAUUGGCACUACUUCCAGACAUCAACGCGAGGCAAAUAAACCCUAGCACGGUAAAUGCGAAGAGGCACGAAGCAGCAAGACGCUGGAGCAAGUCGGCACGCCGCGGCGGGCAAGCGAGACGGGCAGAUUCGAAGAACAUCACGUUCACGAACCCCAGGGCGUCUGAGUUCUGGGUCGAUGGGGCGACACUUCCUGAGGUCGAUUUCGACAUCGGCUCGUCGUGGUCCGGGUUAUUGCCGAUCAGCGGCGCGGCGAACGAGACGCGCGAGUUGUUCUUUUGGUUUUUCCCGCCCGGUCCGGAGGGGAGUUUGGAUGACUUGAUAUUUUGGACAAAUGGCGGCCCAGGCUGUUCGUCGCUCGAGGGCGCGUUUCAGGAGAACGGGCCUAUCACUUGGUCCUGGGGCCAAGCCAAGGCCACGCAAAACGAGUUCAGCUGGACCAAUCUCUCUAGUAUUCUAUUUGUUGAGCAACCCAUCGGUACCGGGUUCUCACAGGGCACACCUACCGCGCGCAACGAAGAUGAUGUCGCGGCGCAACUCGUCGGGUUCUUUCAGCAGUUCCUGGAGGUCUUCAGCGAGUUGAAGGGCAAAAAGUUCUAUGUGACUGGCGAAAGCUAUGCCGGGAUGUACGUGCCAUACCUCGCUAACUACAUUUACGAGCAUCCUGGCGAGCUCGACUUACAUCUGCAGGGUUUCUGGGUUUCCGAUCCUGUCCUUGGCUGGGACGUCGUGCAAACCCAAAUCCCGGCGGUGAAAUUCGUACACAAGUACGAAAACGUAUUCGCGUUUAACCAGACGUUCCUCGCGCAGCUCGACUCGAUGGCUGAACAGUGCAACUACGCGGAUUACUUCGAUAAGUUUGUGACUUACCCGCCUACUGGCCUGCUGCCGUUGCCUGGCAGCUCAGUCGAGGCGGACGAUGGCUGCGACGUCUGGGAUGCGAUCUUUGAAGCGGCGCUCCUUGUGAACCCUGCGUUCGACAUCUAUAGAAUUUUCGAUACCUACCCGAUCUUGUGGGACGUCCUAGGGUUUCCAGGCUCGUUUGCCCAGACACAGGUAUCGCCGCUCUAUUUUGAUAGGCUGGAUGUCAAGAAGGCGCUACACGCGCCGACGGACGUGGAGUGGGCAGAGUGCUCUGACGUCAACGUGUUUCCCCGUGGGGAUGCGAGCUUGCCGCCCGCAUUUACGGUGCUUCCGAACGCCAUUGAGAAGAGCAACCGCAGCGUGAUCGUCCACGGUCUGGCCGACUUUAUCUUGAUCGCUGAAGGAACAAGGAUCGUUCUUCAAAAUACGACCUGGGCCGGCAAGCAGGGCUUCCAGACGCCCAUCCAGAACGAUUCUUUCAUCGUUGAUGGCGUCGGCGCGCUUGGGAACAUGCACUCAGAACGCGGGCUGACCUACUUCGAAGUAGCGCUCAGCGGGCACAUGGUCCCACAAUUCUCUCCCAUGGCGGGAAUGCAGAUAAUGCAGUACUUGAUGGGUUUCAGGGAGAGCCCAUAGAAUGGUGAAGUGUUCGUAGGGCUGGAUGUAGUGCAUGUAACAACGUAGUUGCCUUGGUCAUUAUUGAUUGUUCCAAAA